Molecule: messenger RNA, 1822 nt
Organism: Coregonus clupeaformis (lake whitefish)
Lineage: Eukaryota; Metazoa; Chordata; Actinopteri; Salmoniformes; Salmonidae
Product: transcription factor AP-2 gamma-like
Exons: 8
Coding region: 381-1802 (473 amino acids)
Biological process (GO): regulation of cell population proliferation; regulation of transcription by RNA polymerase II; anatomical structure development
Cellular component (GO): nucleus
Molecular function (GO): RNA polymerase II transcription regulatory region sequence-specific DNA binding; DNA-binding transcription factor activity, RNA polymerase II-specific
Source: RefSeq, a predicted model, not a curated record
AGCAAAGUAUUGAACAUCAUCGCUUUGUCCGUCAGAGGGAGUCGAGUUUCAUAUAUUCAGCGCUUCGUCCCAUAUUCACUGCAGAACUGCUUACCGCGUCGGGCUGGAAAGGGAUCUUGCUUGAAAAACUAUUUUCACUCAUAGUUGCUGUUGAGACCUAUGUUGAUAGCCGCCCGAAUCACGCUCAAACGUCAGUAGGCUCCGCUCAAACGUCAGUACGCUUCAAGAAACCGCAGCCCCACUCGAGUUGAAGAAGUCUAUUCAUGAUUUCUAGGAAGUAGGCUGCAGUCCUACUUUGGUUCCUACCUGGAUUAACUCGUAGACGACCAUCAAUUUACCUGGUCAACGUUCUUGGUGUAAGAUUUUGCCUGUCAGAAACUAUGCUGUGGAAACUAGCAGAUAACGUGAAGUACGAGGAUGAUUGUGAGGAAAGGCACGAUGGGAGUAGCAAUGGGAACCCCCGUUUACCUCACCUCCCUGCGGUGAGCCAGCACAUUUACAGCCCGUCGCCGUCCCUCUCCCACUCCGCCAACUCAGACUUCCAACCCCCGUACUUCCCGCCUCCAUACCAGCCUAUAUCAUACCCCCAGUCCAGUGACCCCUACUCGCACCUCAGCGACCCUUUCAACAUCAACUCCAUACACCAGUCGUCCUCGAACCAGCAGCAGUCAUGGCCGGGGCGACAUGGUCAAGAAGGACUGGGACCUCAUUCGCGAAGCGGACUCGCAAGUCAGAUUCUGGGCCUGGAUGGCGGCUCGUCCGGCUUGAGGAGAGAUGGCUUCCGUCGGCCGGAGCUGCUGCCGCCUCACGCCCAUAGCAUCGAGUCAACCAUCAUUGGUGAUAACAUAGGACUGCACGAAAUGGGCCAUGGCCUGGAUGACGUUCAACAUGUAGAUGACCACAGUAUUAUAAUGGCAGAUCAGACAGUCAUCAAAAAAGUACUAGGACUACGAGGUGGCAGAAACCUUGAUCGCUUACAGAGGACUUAUUAUGAGGGGGGCAUUCUUGCGGGUGAGGACGAAGGCCCCGUGUCCCUCCCUAAGGGCAACUCAUUGGGCCUGCCCUUCCAGAAGGAGUCCCUGCUAGGCAUGGUGUCCAACCCCACCGAGGUGUUCUGCUCGGUGCCCGGACGACUCUCGCUUCUCAGCUCCACCUCCAAGUACAAGGUGACAGUGGCAGAGGUGCAGCGGCGCCUGUCUCCUCCCGAAUGCCUCAACGCCUCCCUGCUGGGGGGAGUCCUGCGUAGAGCCAAGUCUAAAAAUGGUGGCCGGUCAUUGAGAGAGAAGCUGGACAAGAUUGGGCUCAACCUGCCCGCUGGAAGGAGAAAAGCUGCUAACGUCACCCUGCUAACUGCACUGGUAGAAGGAGAAGCCGUUCACUUGGCAAGGGAUUUUGGCUACUCGUGUGAGACAGAGUUUCCGGCAAAGGCCGUCGCUGAAUACCUGUGUCGACCACACGUGGAACGCAAUGAGGUCAACUCCCGCAAGAACAUGCUCCUUGCUGCUAAGCAAAUCUGUAAGGAGUUCACCGACCUGUUGACUCAGGACCGGUCGCCUCUGGGGAACACGCGGCCGGCACCCAUCCUGGAUCAGGGCAUCCAGGGCUACCUGACACACUUCAGCCUCAUCACCCACGGCUUCGGCUCACCCGCCAUCUGUGCUGCCAUGACCUCCCUCCAGAACUACCUGAAUGAGGCCCUCAAACAGGUGGACAAAAUGUACCUGAGCUCAGGAAGUGACAUGCAGGGCUCCUCUGACAACGGUAGCAAAGCCUCUGACAAAAUGGAGAAGCACAGGAAAUGAGGAAAUGCUCUCUCCCCCCA